Molecule: messenger RNA, 252 nt
Organism: Penicillium manginii
Lineage: Eukaryota; Fungi; Ascomycota; Eurotiomycetes; Eurotiales; Aspergillaceae
Exons: 2
Coding region: 1-252 (83 amino acids)
Source: RefSeq, a predicted model, not a curated record
AUGACCACCCUCACUAGAAACCCAAUCACAGGACGCAAGCCCAUGAAAUCCACCUCCAUUGCUCUCAUGAGCAUCGUCGGUGUCAUCGGGGGAACUUGGGCAAUGUUCCGACUGAUGGCGAAGAGAGGCACUGUGGUGACUACAGGCGAAGACAAGGAAACAUUCCGAGGUGGCAGCGCUCAAAACGAUGUGGGGAACAAGACUGCUCGACCUCCACGUUCAUACCCAGCUCCGCGGGGUGGUUCCGUCUAA